AAUCAACCAGUACGGUAUACAGAGCAGUUCGACAAGUGCUUGCACAUGCUAGAUGUAUAUCGGAGGAGCUUGCUUGGGAUAGAACCACAGCCCGAAAAAAAGAAGAAACGGUACCACAUCAACCGUGGUGGAGAUGAGAUCAUCCGCUCAGCCACGGAGCUCACAGAAGCCGGCAUCCGUUUUGAGAAGAGCAAAACAAGAAGCCUAAGAGACAUCUCGUUCCAUGGUGGAGUGCUCAAGCUUCCUCUCAUAAUAGUAGAUGAUUUACUCGAAUCGUUAUACCUUAACCUGAUUGCAUUCGAACGGUUCCAUGUCGGGGCAGGGAACGACAUCACCUCCUACAUCUUCUUUAUGGACAACAUAAUCGACAGUGCCCGGGACGUGAGCCUGCUGCAUUCAUGCCGCAUCAUACAGAACGCACUGGGCAGCGACAAAAUGGUAGCCAACUUAUUCAACUCCCUGUCCAGGGACAUCGCCCUGGAUCCUGAAAGCGGACUCAACGAGGUUCAUCAGCUUGUCAGUGAUUAUUGCCAGAAGACAUGGCAUCAGUGGAGAGCUAAUCUCAAGCACACCUACUUCACUAAUCCAUGGGCCUCUCUCUCUGUCAUUGCAGCAGUUUUCCUCUUCGCGCUCACCAUUAUCCAGACAGUCUGCAGUAUCUUAUCAUUAUUGGAUUUCUUGGGUUGUCCGUUUGUGUUUUAUUCUAUUGUAACUUGGGUUAUGCAUACGUUCCUGUUUGUUAAUUUGCGUUUUUGUCAGGGAAGGAUGAUCACCGAGUCCAAUUUUUGAGGCUAAGUCAAUCCAACUCGUCUAUCGCUCAUUUAAAUCUGAUCCCACGACAAACUUACAACCAUCUGCUGUAAUU
This is a messenger RNA of Sesamum indicum (sesame), 865 nucleotides long. RefSeq names its product UPF0481 protein At3g47200. The record is from RefSeq and is a predicted model, not a curated record. NCBI's taxonomy places the organism in Eukaryota, Viridiplantae, Streptophyta, Magnoliopsida, Lamiales, Pedaliaceae.